This is a messenger RNA of Necator americanus (New World hookworm), 549 nucleotides long. RefSeq lists its product as uncharacterized. The record is from RefSeq and is a predicted model, not a curated record. Bases 1 to 549 code for a protein of 182 amino acids. The transcript has a single exon. Lineage: Eukaryota; Metazoa; Nematoda; Chromadorea; Rhabditida; Ancylostomatidae.
AUGGCGCGACUCGUGUGGAGAUCGACCACAUGCUCACAAAUCGGAGGUUGUGUCUACUUGACAUAUCGGCAGUACCAUCUUUUUGUAGUGAUCAGCGGUUUUCUUCGUGCGAAAAUACUAGUUAGCCACUCGAUGAAAAAGAACAUCUUUUAUCGGCAACGAAGGAGGGAAGAAGUCGUAUACGACGAUUGCAUAGUCGAAGACUUUUUGUCCAAAGGUGAUCGACACAUCGAGGAGGACCCAAGCGUGAACUACGACCUACGGAAGAGGACUGCGAGCCUGUGUGGAACGUGCCUCGAAGCUGCGCACGACAAAAUUGGAAAGAAUUUAGAAAACCACCGAGGAAUUGUUGGAAAAUCAUCACCAGCGAGAUGGGGUGAUUUAUUCGUCUCACGGAUGGACCAGCUGAGAGCUCAGCUGCAUACGGCUCAAGGACUUUGUCAACGUCAACCACGAAAGUUGAGAACAUGUUGGAUGACGAUGGCGGGUGAACGAAACGGUUACAAAAGGUGCUGGAGCCCGCACGUUCAGUCAAGACUGGCCUUCUAA